Mauremys reevesii (Reeves's turtle) is the source of this 1232-nucleotide messenger RNA. RefSeq names its product caspase 14 (gene CASP14). Gene Ontology annotation, molecular function: cysteine-type endopeptidase activity. The transcript has 7 exons. Bases 1 to 1086 code for a protein of 361 amino acids. Lineage: Eukaryota; Metazoa; Chordata; Testudines; Geoemydidae. Gene Ontology annotation, biological process: proteolysis. The record is from RefSeq and is a predicted model, not a curated record.
AUGGAGCGGCUCCUCCAGGCCGCCUUGGCGCGGCUGAGCGAGGAGGAGCGGGCGCGCUGCGCGUUCUACCUGCGGGGCCCGCAGCCGGCGCGCGGCGCCCGGGCCGAGCUCCGGGGCGCCGACGGGAGCCCGGCGCAGCUGGCGCAGCGCUACGCGGGCCGGGCCGCCGAGGUGCUGAGAGAGGCGCUCGAGGACAUGGGCCGCCGCGACGUGCGCGAGGCGCUGGCCGGGCAGGAAAAGGCGGGAGCAGCGGCAGCGCCAGCUGCUGUAUUGAGAACUGGCGAACAAACCAGGAAUCAGACAAGUGAUACAAGUUUUAAAGGAAGAACUGAGCAAAGUGACUAUGAUGAAUUGGAUACGUAUGACAUGAGCAAAACCCGUGUGGCGUUUCUGAUGUGUGUGACAACAGGCAGGCGCGGUGCAGAAAAGGAUAUUGAAGUAAUGAAUAAGUGGUUUGACAAGUACCGGUUUGAAACACCUUCUGGACAGUGCAUAGAUCCUAAGGGGACGGAAAUAUUGCCAGCAUUGGAAGAGUUCCGGGAUCAAAUCAAUCAAUCUGAGGAUGAAAUUAGUUGCUGCCUCAUUACUCUUAUGAGUCAUGGGAGGAGUCACGGCCUCAUUCAGGGGAAAGAUCAUGACACAGUUGAUCUUGAUGAUAUAUUUGCGUUAUUCAACAAUAUACAAUGCCCAAAGCUCCAAGAAAAACCUAAAAUCUUCAUCAUUCAGGCAUGCAGAGGAGGAAAAGAAGACCAUGGAGUUGAAGAAAUAGAGCAUGAAUUCAAGGAAGCUGAUUGUACUUGUAACUUGAUAGCUGUCAGGAGGCUGCCAACAGCUAGUGAUUACUAUGUCGUGUAUUCCACUCAAAAGGGUUAUGUUUCUUUGCGUAACACGGAAAAAGGCUCUAGGAUGAUUGAAGCAAUGGAUGAGGUCUUUUCAGAGCAAGGCAUGAAGUGGCAUAUAGGGGAUUUGUUUACUAAAAUCAAUAAAAACCUGGUGCAUGAAACCUUUAGUAUCCAUGGAUGCCCUGUGAAAGAGACAAUAGUCGUGGAAUCAACUCUGACCAAAGCCGUGUACUUUGCACCUUAACUGAUUGAUCAACGGAAGACUCACUGCCUUUUGAAUUGCACAAAAUACAUAAUAUAAUAAUAGGAGAUACCAAUCUCCUAGAACUGGAAGGGACCUUGAAAGGUCAUUGAGUCCAGCCCCCUGCCUUCACUAGCAGGACCAAGUAC